Molecule: messenger RNA, 300 nt
Organism: Staurois parvus
Lineage: Eukaryota; Metazoa; Chordata; Amphibia; Anura; Ranidae
Source: the annotation of a GenBank genome assembly
AUGAAAGUAGAAGUGAGUGCUAAGGAGAAGUUUCUGGAAAAGCGGAAGAUAAAGCAAGCUAUCAAUCAUGAAACGAUAAGAGAAGGAUUGAAAAGUUCCAGCAAGAUGUUUCAGAUGGCAUCAGAAGCACAUCUGUCCAAUAAGGAAAAAGUGGUGAGUCCUAAAAUGGGGGCUGCAGUGUCUGCUGUUGCCUCAACUUUUCCAGGCAAAGAAAAAUAUCAAGUGGAAUCUGAGCUUCUGCAGCAACUGCGCGUACACAAAGAAAUGGCCGAAAAACAGAGAAAAGGACAACUGAACAUC